Rhizopus microsporus ATCC 52813 is the source of this 3702-nucleotide messenger RNA. RefSeq names its product Coatomer, alpha subunit. The coding region runs from base 1 to 3702 and encodes 1233 amino acids. The transcript is spliced from 6 exons. Gene Ontology annotation, molecular function: protein binding; structural molecule activity. The record is from RefSeq and is a predicted model, not a curated record. Gene Ontology annotation, biological process: intracellular protein transport; intra-Golgi vesicle-mediated transport; endoplasmic reticulum to Golgi vesicle-mediated transport. Lineage: Eukaryota; Fungi; Mucoromycota; Mucoromycetes; Mucorales; Rhizopodaceae. Gene Ontology annotation, cellular component: COPI vesicle coat.
AUGCAGAUGCUUACAAAGUUUGAAUCAAAAAGCAACCGUGUCAAAGGUGUUGCAUUUCAUCCCAAGCGUCCCUGGAUUUUAGCUUCUUUACAUAAUGGUUGCAUUCAACUCUGGGAUUAUCGAAUGGGCACUUUACUCGAACGUUUUGAAGAACACGAUGGGCCCGUAAGAGGCAUCGCAUUUCACCCUACUCAGCCAUUGUUUGUCUCUGGUGGCGACGACUACAAGAUCAAAGUUUGGAAUUACAAAACUCAUCGUUGUUUAUUCACUUUAAAUGGUCAUCUCGAUUAUGUUCGUACCGUCUUUUUCCAUCACGAGCUUCCUUGGAUCAUUUCUGCUUCAGACGACCAAACAAUCCGUAUCUGGAAUUGGCAAUCAAGAGCCUGUAUUGCUAUCUUGACAGGACAUAAUCACUAUGUGAUGUGUGCUCAGUUCCAUCCCAAGACUGACCUUAUUGUUUCAGCAUCUAUGGACCAAACUGUUCGUGUAUGGGAUAUUACAGGUUUACGUAAAAAAUCUCAAGCACCCACUGCAAUGUCAUUUGAAGAUAUGAGUCGUGCUGGACCAGGUAGUGAUAUGUUUGGAACUACGGAUGUUAUGGUCAAGUAUGUCUUGGAAGGACAUGACCAUGGUGUCAACUGGGCUUCUUUCCAUCCAACAUUGCCUUUGAUCAUCUCGGCUGGUGAUGACCGUCAAGUAAAACUCUGGAGAAUGAAUGACACAAAGGCUUGGGAAGUCGAUAGCUGUCGUGGUCACUACAAUAACGUUUCCAGUGCCAUUUUCCAUCCUCGACAAGACCUCAUCUUAUCUGAUAGUGAAGAUAAAACAAUUCGUGUUUGGGAUCUCACGAAACGUACUGCCGUGGCUACAUUCAGAAGAGACCAUGACCGUUUCUGGGUCUUAACGGCACAUCCUGAACUCAAUUUAUUUGCUGCUGGUCAUGAUAGCGGUUUGAUCGUUUUUAAACUAGAACGAGAGCGUCCUGCUUUCCAGGUUCAUAACAACGAAUUGUUUUACGUCAAGAACAACAUUUUACAUAUCCAUGAUUUCCCCAGCACUGCUGAUCAAGAAGUAAUGUCUGUUCGUAAAUUGGGAUCUCAAUUUGUUGCGCCUCGUACACUUUCUUACAAUCCUGCUGAGCGUGCUGUAUUGCUUACAUCACCUUUUGAGGGUGGCACGUACGAGUUGUAUCGUCUACCCAAGAACUUGGGCGGAACCUUGCAAGAGCCCUCGGAUGAAUCAAUGAAGGGCACAGGCCAUGCUGCUCUUUUCAUCGCCCGUAACCGAUUUGCUGUGUUUGAUAAAACAAGCCAAGUCAUUCAGAUUCGUGAUCUUUCUAACAAGGAAACCAAAUCAUUUAGAACACCUUCUCAAGCCACAGAUAUAUUCUAUGCUGGACCUGGGUCACUUCUUAUGGCUACACCUACCUCGGUCAUCUUGUUUGAUAUUCAACAACGCCGUGUUGUCUCUGAAUUGACCGUUUCUUCUGUAAAAUACGUUGCCUGGUCUAAUGAUAUGUCCAUGGUUGCUUUGAUCAGCAAGCACACAAUUACGAUUGCCACCAAAGAAUUACGCCAAACAAGCCAAAUUCAUGAAACAAUUCGCAUCAAAAGCGCUACUUGGGAUGAUUCCAACGUUCUCAUCUACUGUACUCUGAACCACAUCAAGUAUGCAUUGACCGAAGGUGAUAACGGCAUCGUUCGUACACUCGAUCAACCCGUCUAUUUGACACGCAUGAAGGGCAAGAAACUCUUUGCUCUUGACCGUGAUGGCAAGGUUCGCGAAAUCACCAUUGAUCCCACUGAAUAUCGUUUCAAGUUGGCCUUGGUGAAGAAACAAUAUGAAGAAGUGCUUCAUAUCAUUCGUACAUCCAAUUUGGUCGGUCAAUCCAUUAUUGCUUAUUUGCAAAAGAAGGGAUAUCCAGAAAUUGCUUUACAUUUUGUCAGGGAUGAUAAAACAAGAUUCGAAUUGGCACUUGAAUGCGGUAAUUUGGACGUCGCUUUGGAAACAGCAAGAGCCAUGAACAAGCCUGAUCACUGGGCCAAAUUGAGUGCUGAAGCCUUAAACCACGGUAACUUCAAGAUUGUUGAGUUAUGUUAUCAACGCAUCAAAAAGAUGGACAAGUUAUCCUUCUUGUACCUGUUGGAGGGCAAUCAGACCAACCUUUCAAAGAUGUUGGAAAUUUCCAAGCUUCAAAAGGAUCCUAUGCAACGAUUUCAGAAUUCUGUCUAUUUAGGCGAUAUACAGGAACGCAUUCAAAUGCUUGUGGACGUCGGACAGUUACCCUUGGCUUAUAUGACUGCCAAAUCACAUGGACUGACAGAACAAGCUGAAUCCAUUUUGGCCGCAUCAGGAAAGACGAAAGAUGAAAUUGAGUUACCUGAAUCAGAAGAGCCUCUGCCCUCUAUUCCUCAGCCUGUUACCCACUUGGAGGAUCCUAAUUGGCCACUCUUGACCGUAUCCAAGAGUUUCUUUGAAGGUGCCUUUGUCAAACAACAACAGCAACAAGAUACUCGAGUAUCUGGUGACAUUCAUUCUGUUAUCAACAAACCUAGUUUCACAUACGAUGACGCAAUCGAAGAAGCAGGUGGAGACUGGGGAGAUGAUGAUGACGAUUUGGGCUUGACUGGUGCUCCUAAGCCUGCACAAGAUAAUCUUUUAGAUACAGGUGAUGAUGAAUUUGGCGUACCAGACGAAGAAGAAGGAGGUGGAUGGGACGAUGAUGAUGAUAUCAAGGCUGAAUUAGAUGCUCAAAUGGGUAGUGUCGCAGCCAGAGAAACUGCUGAAUUUGUUGCUCCAACAGAGGGUGUAAGCGAAAGUCUCAUUUGGACGCAAAACUCCAAUAUUGCUGCUGAUCACAUCGCAGCUGGUGCUUUUGACAGUGCCAUGCAGGUUCUUAAUCGACAAAAGGGAAUUGUUCAUUUCGAACCAUUGAAGCCUCAUUUCUUGGCCAUCUAUCAAGCUUCCCAUGCCCAUGUCUCUCAUGUAUGUGGCAGCGGUUCUGUACCUCUCCGCAGAAAUCCAGAAACAUCUUCACCUCGUAAUGCCUUACCUGUAGCAGUUUAUACUUUCCAAAAUACGAUUUCUACACUGAUCCAACAGGCGUACUCACUGUUCUCAAACGGAAAGCUGGCUGCUUCUUCACAGCUAUUCAAGCAACUAGUACACAUUGCCUUAUUCACUGUGACAAAUAGUGAUGAAGAAGCCAAUGAGUUAACUCAACUAGUGGACAUUUGUCGUGAAUAUCUCUUGGGUCUUUCCUUGGAACAAAAGCGAAGAUCGAUUGAAGGUACCUCACCCGACGAACUCAAGCGUGCCCUGGAACUGGCAGCUUACUUUACUCAUUGUGAGUUGCAGGUGAAACAUAUGCACCUGGCAUUACGUCAGGCCACAAAACAAGCAUUCAGGGCAAAGAAUUUUAGUACAGCGUCACGAUUUGCCACUCGAUUACUUGAAUUAGCACCUCCGCUCAAGAUUGCUGAUGAGGCCCGCAAGAUUCAAAGUGUCUGUGAACGCACUUUACAAGAUGAAAUGACUUUAAAUUAUGAUCAGCAUAACCCAUUCGAUGUUUGUGCCUAUAGUUUUGAGCCUAUUUACCGAGGAUCACCCAAGAAAACGUGUUGUUAUUGUAAAGCAUCCUAUAAGCCUGAAUAUGAAGGCAAGGUGUGCGCUAUCUGUGAAGUAGCAAAGAUUGGACAGUAA